AUGGAACGUGGAGGUGAUCAACAACUGUGCGUGCCCCAUCAGCAACCUGGUCGUUUCAUGCAAAGGAUUCGCCAACACUCUGCCAGUAAAUCCGGCUCUGUUCAUGCAAAGGAUAUCACAGGCUCAAAAUGGCGGCGCUUAUGGUAUCUCGUACACAUUCCGACGCUCAAAAUGGCGGCCGCCGGAACCCGGACUCUCGAAUUCACGAUCCUCUCAGCAGAGGACCUCCGCCUCGAGGGGAGACCCGUCAAGAAGAACGCGUUCGCCGUCGUGAAAACCGACCCGUUCUUCAAUUCCAGGUCGACCAGGGCGGAUUCCGACGGCGGGAGCUACCCUCAGUGGAACGAGAAGGUUGUCGUCGAGAUGCCAAUUCCGCCGGCCAAUUCGGUGACAUUGGAAGUCCGAUCUGGAAACAUAGUGGUCGGAGCGGCAAUUCAAGUUUUUGUGAUAAUUUCUUUUUUUCAUUUUUUAUAA
Messenger RNA from Linum tenue, 474 nucleotides. The record is from the annotation of a GenBank genome assembly. Lineage: Eukaryota; Viridiplantae; Streptophyta; Magnoliopsida; Malpighiales; Linaceae.